UAAACCCCCCGCCUCUUCUGUAACUCAGGACAAAGAAUCUCGAUCACAUAAGAAGAAAGUAGCGGAAAAUAUUGUGCAAGAUGUAUUUGAUUUUACCAUGGAUGGAUCUGAGAAAAAUCACAUGACAGAAAUUUUGCUGACGGGACGCACCAUCCCCCGUCAGCGAAAUAAUUGCCAAGAAAAGAUAGAGUCCAAGGGGGACCUAGCAGAGUUAUCAAGUUCAGAUGCUCUAAUAUCGAUUCUGAAGAUUUCGGAUGAUCAGACAGAUGCAUCGGAGGCGGUUUCAGCUGAGGUAAUCGAAUCAACCUCACCUAUUCCUGUAUCUCAUGACUUUAAUUCUUCAAGUGAGACGA
Racocetra fulgida is the source of this 353-nucleotide messenger RNA. NCBI's taxonomy places the organism in Eukaryota, Fungi, Glomeromycota, Glomeromycetes, Diversisporales, Gigasporaceae. The record is from the annotation of a GenBank genome assembly.